AUGAUUGUCUCGAGGGCCUACCUGCUCAGCUGGGUAGCAGCAGUUGCGAUUGCUUCACCAGUCGAUGUUGGAACUCCUUUCAGCUGGAGAAAUACGGAAUAUGUACUCACAUUCGGCGACUCUUAUACAUUCGUCCAAGGAACCGAAGGUCGCUGGGCAUACAGCUUCAUCGGAUCCCAGCUGAACAUCUCUUUCACACCCGAGCAGCUCCUCGGUGACCGCAUUGUUCCGGGGCAGAACACGUCUUCUGCCGGCGGGCCUAAUUGGGUUCAAGAGCUCACUGGCUGCAGAGAGGGCCACCCUCGGGACUGCGAGAAGCAAUUAUGGGGAUUUGCAUACGCCGGAGCUGAUAUUUCGACUAACUUCGUGCCGCUGCACUGGAAUCAUACCAUCUCGUAUGAGAAGCAGGUCGAACAAUGGGAUACCUACGGCAAGUCGGUUAUUAACGCCGAUCCGACCAAGUCACUCGUGGCCUCCUACAUUGGAAUCAAUGACAUCAACGACAUGGCCAAUUUCCAGUUCCCUAUCAACGGGCUGAACAGCUGGGAUGAAUUGUACACUGCAGUCAUCGCGGAGCAGUUUGCAGCCUUGGAGACGGUAUAUGAAGCCGGGCAUCGCAACUUCCUGUUCUUGAACUUACCUCCGCUCGAUAAGAACCCCGCAUCGCAACUCAACCCAGCCCGUCUCCCAAACACAGACAUGAUCAAGACAUUCAACGGCGUAGUCAACCAGACCGCAAAGGCGUUCUCAGAGAAGCACCCUGACGCGACUGCGUUGGUUUUCGACACGUACAGCUGGCUUACACAAGUUUUUGAUAAUGCGGCAUCGUACGGGUUCACCAAUACGAGCUCUUUCUGCCCUAGCUACAAGGCCUGGGAUAUCGAUACAAACUAUGCCGCAUACGGGUGUCAGCCGAUUUACGAGUACUUCUGGUAUAAUUCGGGUCACAUUACAUACCAUGUGCAUGAACUUCUGGCACAAAAGGUCAAGGAGUUCCUAGUUCAGAAGAGCGCCAGCGGAUGCGGUGGGAAGAAUCAGACGCUAAGUGCGUGGGGGACAAGAUGGAUCGGCGGAGAGUCAACCUGA
Molecule: messenger RNA, 1086 nt
Organism: Colletotrichum scovillei
Lineage: Eukaryota; Fungi; Ascomycota; Sordariomycetes; Glomerellales; Glomerellaceae
Exons: 4
Coding region: 1-1086 (361 amino acids)
Molecular function (GO): hydrolase activity, acting on ester bonds
Source: RefSeq, a predicted model, not a curated record